CUCCGGGCGGGGGCUGCCUGCGACCCCUUCGGCGCCUGCUGCGUGUGCUGCUCCCGGUCCCGCUCCCGGUCCCCAGCCCUGCUCACCCCUAACGGUGUUAGCGCCCCCGGGUAGCUCGCAGGGCCCCGGCGGGAGCGGCGCUCACCUUCCCGCCAAGUGGCUCUUGCGUAACCGGCCCGGCCCGGCCCUGCCCCUCCUGCCGGCUGCUGUUGUGUAACCGGGCAGCGCCGGCCCGGGGGCGGUGGCGGAACCGGGUGCUGGGCUCUCUGCGCUCACGGGCCGCAGGGAAACAGGCUGUUCGGAGCUCCACUUCUGCUGUGCUUCCCUGGCCGGGGCUCUGGAGGGCAGCCCCGCAUGUCUCACCACACCAUCCACCUGUUCCGCAAGGGGCUGCGGCUCCACGACCACCCCACGCUGCUGGCGGCGCUGCGCUCCUCCCGGCGCCUCUACCCCGUCUACAUCCUGGACCUGCAGUUCAUCUCCUCCGCCAUGCGCAUGGGGCCCCUGCGCUGGCACUUCUUGCUGCAGUCCCUGGAGGACCUGCACAGGAGCCUGUGCCGGUUGGGCUCCUGCCUGCUGGUGAUCCAGGGCCCCUACGAGGCGGUGCUGCGGGAGCGCGUCCGGCGCUGGGGCAUCACGCAGGUGACUCUGGACGCCGAGGUGGAGCCCUUCUACCGGGAGAUGGAGGCCAACAUCCGCUGCCUGGGGCAGGAGCUGGGCUUCGAGGUGCUGUCCCUGGUGGGCCACAGCCUGUACGACACCAAACGGGUGCUGGACCUCAACGGUGGAGAGCCCCCCCUGACCUACAAGAGGUUCCUCCACAUCCUGUCCCUGCUCGGUGACCCGGAGCUGCCUGUCCCCAGUAUCACAGCUGAGGACUUCCAGAGCUGCCAGCCCCCGGGCCCGGGCCUGGCCGAGCGCUUCAGGGUGCCCCUCCCCGCGGACCUGGAGAUGCCUCCAGAGAGCCUCUCCCCGUGGAGGGGAGGAGAGACCGAAGGGCUCCAGCGCCUGGAGCAGCACCUGACAGACCAGGGCUGGGUGACAACUUUUACUAAACCCAGGACAGCCCCAAACUCGCUGCUGCCGAGCACCACAGGCCUGAGCCCCUACUUCAGCCUGGGCUGUCUGUCUGUCCGCACCUUCUUCCACAGGCUGGCCAAGAUCUAUGCCCAGGCCAAGCACCACUCUCUGCCCCCAGUGUCCCUCCAGGGGCAGCUGCUCUGGAGGGAGUUCUUCUACACGGUGGCAUCAGCGACGCCCAACUUCAGCAGCAUGGCAGGGAACCCUCUGUGCCUGCAGAUCAGCUGGGCCCAGGACGCAGAGAGGCUGCACCGCUGGAGAACGGCCCAGACAGGGUUCCCCUGGAUCGAUGCCAUCAUGACGCAGCUGCGCCGGGAGGGUUGGAUCCAUCACCUCGCGCGCCACGCGGCCGCCUGCUUCCUGACGCGGGGAGACCUCUGGAUCAGCUGGGAGGAGGGCAUGAAGGUGUUCGAGGAGCUGCUGCUGGACGCCGACUACAGCAUCAACGCCGGGAACUGGCUGUGGCUCUCCGCCAGCGCCUUCUGCCACCGCUACCGCCGCAUCCUCUGCCCCGUGCGCUUCGGGCGCCGCACCGACCCCGAGGGCCACUACAUCCGGAAAUAUUUGCCCAUACUGAAGAACUUUGGCUCCAAACACAUCUAUGAGCCCUGGACAGCAUCUGAGGAGGAGCAGAAGCAAGCAGGGUGCAUCAUAGGGCGAGACUAUCCCUUCCCGAUGGUGAACCACGAGGAAGUGAGCGACCACAACCUGCAGCUGAUGCAGCAGGUCAGGGAGGAGCAGCACAGGACAGCUCAGCUCACCAGAGAUGACACAGAGGACUCAGUGGAGCUGAGUGUCAGACCUGAGCACUCAGAAGACCUCCCCAGGGCAAAAGUGGCCAGGGUGGCAGAAUGACCUCCUGGGGGGUGUGCUCGUGGCAACCAAAUGGCAAAGGGCAGCAAGCAGGAGCAGGCUGAGCUGCAGACACUGAGCUUAGGGCCUUGUCCUGCAGCUGCUGCCUCGUCCUUGGAACUGGCCUGCAAGGAAAGUGUCUGCAGCCACAGGAUGGGGUGGGCUGGAAGGGGCCUCAGGGAUCACCCACUCCCAGCCCCCUCCCCUUGGCUCCUUCCUCCAGAUGUUUUUCUGUCAUCUGCCAGGUGCAGAGUCCCAGAUGUGCUCUUCCAGGGCAGCAUCUCCCCGGGCAGGGCCUGCAGGAGGUCAGGUUCCAGGGCUGGGGGUGGGUGUUGGUCACUGCAGUUCUCCUUCGGUUCAUAAGAGGAAUAAAGAUGAUGUCUGAGCUGGAA
Messenger RNA from Pogoniulus pusillus (Red-fronted tinkerbird), 2324 nucleotides. Its product is annotated as cryptochrome-2-like. The record is from RefSeq and is a predicted model, not a curated record. The coding region runs from base 355 to 1935 and encodes 526 amino acids. Gene Ontology annotation, cellular component: nucleus; cytoplasm. Gene Ontology annotation, molecular function: DNA binding; deoxyribodipyrimidine photo-lyase activity; FAD binding. Lineage: Eukaryota; Metazoa; Chordata; Aves; Piciformes; Lybiidae. Gene Ontology annotation, biological process: entrainment of circadian clock by photoperiod; circadian regulation of gene expression. The transcript has 11 exons.